Messenger RNA from Parnassius mnemosyne (clouded apollo), 369 nucleotides. NCBI's taxonomy places the organism in Eukaryota, Metazoa, Arthropoda, Insecta, Lepidoptera, Papilionidae. The record is from the annotation of a GenBank genome assembly.
AUGGAAGAUUUUUUGGAUAAAAUUAAAAAGAAACUUUCAGUGGACAACAUCCUGGAUCUUAUGAAGGAUGGAAAGUUGAAAGAAGAGAUAAAGCAAACAUUGACCGCUAAAAUGAAUCUUAAUGAAAAGCCACGAUUUGGUGAAGGGAAAUCUUCAGAAGAUUCUAGUAACUUGGACCCUAAUUCUAUUGAAAUUGUACAACCAACUGUGACACCAGAACAAAGUAAGCCCGUUGUAGGGGAGCAACUAAACGAUAAGACCGAAAGUAACAAAAACAAUUUUAAUGUCCUGCAAAAGCCUAAUAUUCAAUCUAAAAAUGAAAAUACGGAAUCUUUAAAAAAGUCAGAAGAAAUAUCAUUUUACGACUAA